AUGAAAAACGAACAAUCAAUUGAUGGUGAAAAAGGAGAUCAAAUAAUUAAUAGUCAAAUGAUAAUUAAUAAUGUAUUAAUUGAUGGAAGAUCAACUGGAUUAUUAGGUAGAGUUUUUUUAAAAUUUGUAAUGGAAAAUGGUGGUGAUUUACAAUUUGAAAAUGAUUGUGAAUUUCAAAUUGGUGAUUCUGUUGGUGUAAGAUUUCAAAGUUCAAAACCAAACAAAAUGAUAAAUUAUCAAUUAUUUGGUGAAAUUUAUAAAAUUAAAUCAAAUAAAAUUAUAAUUUCAAUUGAUUGUGAUGAUCCAACUUUAUUCAGUUCAUUUGGACAACCAUAUAAAUGGGUACAAGAAGAUUAUUCAUUUAUUAAAUUUUCAAUUGAUAAAAUUAAUUUCAAUGAAAAUCAAAAUAAAAUUUUAAAAGAAACAUUAGAAUCGUUAAAUGGUGUAAAUGGUUAUGAAAAAUAUAAAAGUUUAUUCGAAGAUGAUAAUAAUAAUGAUAAUAUUUGCACAACUAAAGAUCAAUUUAAAAAUAGUGAAAUAAUUUUAAAAGAUUUAGAAAAUAAUAUUAUUAAUAAUAAUCAAGAUAUUAUAAAAAUUAAUAAUUCAAAUAAUACAUGUAAAGUUAAAACAAUAACUGAUAUAAUUAAACAUUUAAUUAAAUCAAAUGAUAAAAAUAAAAUAUUAGUAUAUAGUUCUUCAAACGAGUCAAUUGAUUUCAUUUGUAAUAGUUUGUAUGAUGAUAAAAAUAAUAACAAUAAUAAUAAUGAAUUAAUUACAAAAAUUGGUAGUCCAAGCGAAAUUAAAAAUAUUUCAUUAGAGUAUAAAAUCAAACAUAGUGAAGGUGGUAAAUCAAUUAAACAAAUUAAACAAGAUAUAAUUGAAUUGGCUAAUAAUACAUUGGAUUCAAAAAAGUCUGAUAUAAAUUCAUCAAUUUCAAAAAUUACUUCUUUAAAAAAGGAUUUAAAUAAAUUAGAAAAAUCAUUAAUUAAUAAAACUAUUAAUGAAUCAAGAAUUAUAUUAUCAUCAUCAAAUAUAAAUUCAUUAGAUAAAUUUUUAAAAGAUAAAAAUGAUUUUGAUUGGGUUAUAAUUGAUGAAUCAAAUUUAAUUUUAGAUAAAACUUGUUUGGUACCAAUAUUAAAAGGUAAAAAAUUAAUAGUUAUUAGUGAUUAUCACAAUUAA
Dictyostelium discoideum AX4 is the source of this 1179-nucleotide messenger RNA. RefSeq lists its product as hypothetical. Gene Ontology annotation, molecular function: helicase activity. The coding region runs from base 1 to 1179 and encodes 392 amino acids. The transcript has a single exon. The record is from RefSeq and is a predicted model, not a curated record. Lineage: Eukaryota; Evosea; Eumycetozoa; Dictyosteliales; Dictyosteliaceae.